Messenger RNA from Colletotrichum destructivum, 2121 nucleotides. RefSeq lists its product as uncharacterized. NCBI's taxonomy places the organism in Eukaryota, Fungi, Ascomycota, Sordariomycetes, Glomerellales, Glomerellaceae. Bases 417 to 1715 code for a protein of 432 amino acids. The record is from RefSeq and is a predicted model, not a curated record. The transcript has 2 exons.
CGCCCAUUGCCUUUUGCACCCCCAACUGCCGCACCCCAUGAUCGCGAACAUCAAUCCAUUCCACACAUCCACUUCUCACUUACAACACUUGUAGCCAGAGCAACCAGAGGCAUCAUAAACUCCCACAUUUUUCAUUACAUUGCGCCUGCCUAGUGUUGUCCGAAACAUUCAGGUCUGGUCCUCUCUUUGAACUCAGACUGCCUGAGUUCAUCCCAAGUCUUUCACCUCACCUUAUCUUCAAUCGCCUCACCUCAUCCGUAUCACCCAUCCACUCUCAGCGUCAAAACAAAGGCACGCACUUGCCACCCCGAGCAGAAUUGCAUGCACAAAUUGGAGCAUCAAAAGGAAACUGAAUAGGAAGCAACGACACAUCGAAUACCAUACCACCGGGCUGCUUGCCUACCCCUUCCGAUACAAUGGCGACCGCCUUCGCAGUAUCAACACCUUCACCUCCCCCUACCAUCCGAACUCCACCCACACCCAAGCACGGCUGGAGCGACAACUGGGAACCCUACUCUCCUCGCAAGUCAGCGCGUAUUUCGUCUCGUCGAGCUGCCAACCGAACUCCCUCCCCCCAACCGCCAUCCCACCGCACUCCUCCACGAUCAACCCGCAAACCCAUCGCACCUUCCAUCGCCGCCGCCAUCAUGUCGCCGGCUUCUACCCCCCAGAAAAAGCGCCAACCCGCUCAAGAUUCCGUCCAAAGAGCUUCUGGAUUUAUGUCCGCCGCCAACACUUCUCACGCCGCUUCGUCGCUUGGAACUGACGGAACGAGUCAUCAACCCCACAACACUUCCGUCACCCGUCGAUCCGGUAUGCUGCCCACGCCGGCUAAGACGCCUAAGAAGGCGCCCUCGGAGAAGCAGAGCGCCCUGAUCAAGUCGGUGGCGCGCAACCUGUUCCCGGCCGAAGAGGAGGGACUGGCUACCCCGAAGAGAAAGAGAACCCCGAAGAAGUAUUCCGGCAGUUCGUUGGAGAGCGUCACAGCCACGGAAGUCGAACAGCAGAUCGAGAUUUUUACCGACUCGCAAGACCGCAUCCCCGAGGCUGACGAGAGCGUCGACAAUCCAUUCUACGGCGAUAGCGCCGUCGUCGAUCGCGAGCCCCCCGGUCGCCGCAGCAAGCGCAGGGUCGCGGUUCCCGGCGAAGUCCCCCAAGCUGUAGACAAAGCGCUCCAGCGUGAGGACGGCAUGGUCUAUGUCUUCCGAGGAAAGAAGAUCUUCCGCAAGUUCGCUGAGCCCGAGGACGAAGAUGAGGAGGACGACGCUGAGAGCAGCUCGAGCGAAUCUCGCAUCCGCAGGCCCCUCACGCGCUCUUCCAUCAAGCCCCGCUUGCUGUUUCCCGUUGCACCCAAGACGUCUGCUAUCAGCUCCACCCUUGAGGAAGAGGAGGCCGUCACCGACAUCGAAGAUCAUCACCUUGAGGAGGAAGAUGAUGAAGAGGAAACUCCAGAGACCCCGGCAGAGUACCAGGAUGAAUGCCCCUCGACCCCGCAAGCACCCAAGUUCGGCCGGACAGUUGCCACACCCCCCGACACCAGACGCACCACCCGAUCUGGUCUGAAGUCGGAGGAGGCGACCCCGAUCAAGCGCAGGGGCCGACAGAGUCCGUUCGAUGGCUGGCCACGGGUCAAGAGCCGUCAUGAGAGUUCAGCUCCCAAACGCGCCGGAGGUGAUGACCUGCCAGCUCCUGCCUCGAAACGUACUCGUGGCUGAUGCUGUGGAGUGAGUUAGUUAUGAGCAUCCUUCUUUAAAUAUCCAGGCAAUUGGGGUCCGGAUCAUUAGUUCUUCAAGCAUGGGCUACGGGAGGAGGACAGUCAAUUCUUUUGAUAGGCUUUUGUGUAAUGGUUAGUUUAUUUUCAUGGGCAGGGGACACGAUGGUAGCUGGGGGGUUACUUAAGAUGUCUCCAGCUGAAACCCCAACUUUCACCAUGGUAGACUUGUUUAUCUCCAUGGAUAACGGGGGAAAACGCUUAUGAAGCGCGCAGACUGGGACCAGGCAUUGGCGUUGGUCAAGCUGUAUGAAAGGCUGGCUUUACGUGUAGUAAGAGCGCCGUGUACAGCUCUUCUCUUUGGGGUCUCCAGUCUAGGAUAGGUAUAAAGAACUAUUUGUAAACGCCAC